Messenger RNA from Cotesia congregata, 183 nucleotides. NCBI's taxonomy places the organism in Eukaryota, Metazoa, Arthropoda, Insecta, Hymenoptera, Braconidae. The record is from the annotation of a GenBank genome assembly.
AAGGCAGUGCCUUUUGUAGAACUGACAGUAGCUCACGCAUCAGUACUUACAAUACUUGCAAUUAGUUUCGAGCGUUAUUACGCUAUUUGUGAACCGUUGCGUGCAGGAUACAUUUGUACAAAAGCUCGAGCAACAUUUCUCUGCUUUCUGGCGUGGGUUUUUGCAGCCGUCUGUACUAGGUAA